GUAAAGUUGUUUUUGAGGUUAGUUUCUUCCUAUAUACAUAUAACAACAGAUGCUCCUGAUGGAAAAUUCAAUAACUUAUCACGUGAGUAAUCUGGUGAACAAUAUAUUUUAUGAACUAACUAAUUUAGAGACAAAUACUUCUAGUAUUAUUAAAAUAAAUUGUGAAAAAUUGUCGAGGAACGGAGAAUUAAGUUUUCUAAUCAAUCGUCAAGUUUGGAAAGACUAUGUACCAAAUGGCAGUGACAAUAAUUUAACAUCAAAUAAUAUUUUAGACUACUACGUGAAAAAUAAGAAUGCAAUUGAAAAUUGUUCAACAUUUGAUGAAAUUGUACAAAAGGCUUUUAAUUUAAUAGAAUUAAAAUCUCACGAAUGGUCUCUACAAAUUAAUUCAUUUUCAUUACAAAAAGAAAGAUUAUGUCUAUUUCUAAACAGACCUCAAGCACUAUCAUUAGCCAUAAAAAAUGCUUUAAACAAUGGUUUGUCAUAUGGUCAAAAGGCAUUGGUUGACGAAAGUUUUACAUUUAAAAUUCAAAUCGACAAUGAAGCUGAAUUAUCUAAUCAACGAUUGAAUUUUUUGAAAGAUUUUUUUCAACGUAUUUUACAACUACAAGGAUAUAAAAUUAUAACGGAAAAAAAUCAUAACAAUUAUAUAUUGACAACAAAAUCUGAGGGUAUUGUAGAAGAAAAUUAUAAAAAAAUUGUCUGUGGUGUUGUCAAAAAUUCAGAAAAUAAUUCCAAAGAAAAAUCUAUAACGUGGAAUUCUUAUUUAUCUAGUAAAAAGGAGCAAUUAAAGAAAUUAAAUGCUCAUAAAUAUCAAAAUAAAGACAAUGGAGAAGAUGAUGAUGAGAAUAUAAAACAAAUUGCAACGACAGCUGUAAAAUUUGAAUUUUUGUCAGUAAAGCCUAGUCGCUCUGUGGUUUUGAAAAAAUUUGAUACUUCCGACGAUACAUUGAAAGAGGCAGCUUUUAUCUUGUAUAACACUGCAAGAAUAAAAGCAAUUUUAAAUAAAUAUGAAGAAAAAGUGCUUGCUGGAAAAUAUCCAAAGCUUCUAAACGUCGACAAUAUCGAUUUCCUCUGUCUUUCUCAAGAGGAAGAAUGGGAACUGGUUUUUAAUUAUAUUCUACAAUAUCCUGAGAUGAUACAGGGCUGUGUUAAACACAAACCAACUUUAGAAGCAUGUCCACAGUAUAUUUGCUCCUUUUUGAGUAAACUUUGUCAACAUUUUAGUAUAUAUUAUAGAAGAAGUCGUGUUUUAGUCGACGGUUAUAGUCAUUUAAUGCCAACGGUGAUGGCGAGAAUUUAUUUACUACAAAGUAUACUUAUUGUUUUGGAAAAUUCACUUUCCAUUUUUGGAAUAACUCCAAUGUCAAAAAUGUAAAUUGUUUUUUAAAAAAUAGCCUUUGUUUUCAAUUAUUUUUGGCGAAUUUUGCCAUUUAUACAAAAAUUUAUAUAUAUAUAUUUUUUAGUGCGAUUUAUAAAUAAUAUCAAUUAAAGAUUAUGAUAAAUUUUUCAAUGUAGUAUAUAUAAAUUAAAUAUAAUUUCAAUGAUUUUUACAAAAAAUGUCAAAUUCAAAUCUACUGUAACAGUGAUGAAAAAUUAAUGUAUUUUGAUUUACUAAAAAAUAAUGUUCAAUAUAGAAAAUUGUAUUUAUUUUUUUUUAAUUCUGGUGACUAGCUGUCUGUUUCGACAGCAUUUAAAAAAGACUUCUUAUCGCAACUGAUAACAUUGCGAAUAAAUUCACCGUGCUAUGUAUAGUUCGUUUAUAUACAUGUUUUCAUGAAUUUAAAAAUCACAAUAUUUAUGAGUUGUCUGCCAGGCAGACGUUCUUUAUCGUGUAUAUCGAAAAAACAAGUUCAUUCUUUUGUCAAGUAACAAUAUAGUUUAAUAAUGUACUUUAAUUAAUUAAUUUUUUAUUCUUAAUAAAAACAAAUAUUUGCUUUUUAUUAAUAA
Messenger RNA from Leptopilina boulardi, 1950 nucleotides. RefSeq names its product DALR anticodon-binding domain-containing protein 3. Gene Ontology annotation, biological process: tRNA C3-cytosine methylation; arginyl-tRNA aminoacylation. Lineage: Eukaryota; Metazoa; Arthropoda; Insecta; Hymenoptera; Figitidae. The record is from RefSeq and is a predicted model, not a curated record. The coding region runs from base 50 to 1378 and encodes 442 amino acids. Gene Ontology annotation, molecular function: ATP binding; tRNA binding; arginine-tRNA ligase activity. The transcript has 5 exons.